This is a messenger RNA of Lutra lutra (Eurasian river otter), 2537 nucleotides long. It is a transcript of the gene SPG7, whose product is annotated as SPG7 matrix AAA peptidase subunit, paraplegin. Bases 34 to 2391 code for a protein of 785 amino acids. The transcript has 17 exons. NCBI's taxonomy places the organism in Eukaryota, Metazoa, Chordata, Mammalia, Carnivora, Mustelidae. The record is from RefSeq and is a predicted model, not a curated record. Gene Ontology annotation, biological process: mitochondrial protein processing; protein-containing complex assembly. Gene Ontology annotation, cellular component: membrane; m-AAA complex. Gene Ontology annotation, molecular function: metalloendopeptidase activity; zinc ion binding; ATP hydrolysis activity.
CGCCCACCGCGCAGGCGCCGCUCCAGGGCCAACAUGGCGGCCGCGCUGCUGCUGCUGCGAGACCUCUGCCGGGGCCGGGCAGCGGGGUCCGCGCCAGUGCGGGGCCGCUGCUUGCGCUGGAGCCUGGGCCUCGCCGCCGGGACCGGGAGGAGGUGCUGGCACUUCGUCCACAGGCCUCCGACCCGACUCGUGGGGGCCCGAGGCCACGCCAAGCAGACUUUGCAGCUGCACCAGCUAACCCCAGCCUUCGGAGGGUUCAGUGGAUUGUUGUUGGAACAGCAUCUCCUCCAGAAUCCAGUCAGACUCUGGAGACUCUUAGGUGCCACUCGCUAUUUUAACACCUCCACGCCAAAGCAGAAGACUAAGGACAAGGAUAGAUCUAAGGGGAGGACCCCUGAAGAUGAUGAAGAGGAGAGGAGGCGCAGGGAGCGGGAGGACCAGAUGUACCGGGAGCGCCUGCGCACCUUGUUCGUCAUUGCCGUGAUCAUGAGCCUGCUGAACGCACUCAGCACCAGCGGCGGCAACAUCUCCUGGAACGACUUUGUGCACGAGAUGCUGGCCAAGGGCGAGGUGCAGCGCGUGCAGGUGGUGCCCGAGAGCGACGUGGUGGAGGUCUACCUGCACCCUGGAGCCGUGGUGUUCGGGCGGCCGCGGCUGGCCCUGAUGUACCGCAUGCAGGUGGCAAACAUCGACAGGUUUGAGGAGAAGCUCCGGGCCGCUGAGGACGCCCUGAAUAUCGAAGGCAAGGACAGGAUCCCGGUUUCCUACAAGCGGACAGGAUUCUUUGGAAAUGCCCUCUACGCCCUGGGGAUGACCGCAGUGGGCCUGGCCAUCCUGUGGUACGUGUUCCGUCUGGCUGGAAUGACCGGAAGGGAAGGAGGACUCAGUGCUUUCAACCAGCUUAAAAUGGCUCGUUUCACGAUUGUGGACGGCAAGAUGGGGAAAGGCGUCAGCUUCAAAGAUGUGGCAGGGUUGCACGAAGCCAAGCUAGAAGUCAGAGAGUUUGUGGAUUACCUGAAGAGCCCAGAGCGCUUCCUUCAGCUGGGCGCCAAAGUCCCAAAAGGUGCGCUGUUGCUCGGGCCCCCCGGCUGUGGGAAGACCCUUCUGGCCAAGGCGGUGGCGACGGAGGCCCAGGUGCCCUUUUUGGCGAUGGCCGGCCCAGAGUUCGUGGAGGUCAUUGGAGGCCUUGGCGCUGCCCGCGUACGGAGCCUCUUCAAGGAAGCCCGGGCUCGAGCGCCCUGCAUCGUCUACAUUGAUGAGAUCGACGCCGUGGGCAAGAAACGGUCUACCACCAUGUCCGGUUUCUCCAACACGGAGGAAGAGCAAACGCUCAACCAGCUUCUGGUGGAGAUGGACGGAAUGGGCACCACCGACCAUGUCAUUGUCCUGGCAUCUACCAACCGGGCUGACGUUUUGGACAACGCUCUGCUGAGGCCUGGCCGGCUGGAUCGACACAUCUUCAUCGACCUUCCCACACUGCAGGAAAGGCGGGAGAUUUUUGAGCAGCACCUGAAGAGCCUGAAGCUGACCCAGGCCAGCAGCUUCUACUCACGGCGUCUGGCAGAGCUCACGCCGGGUUUCAGCGGUGCCGACAUCGCCAACGUCUGUAACGAGGCCGCGUUGCACGCCGCACGGGAAGGGCACGCAUCUGUCCACACCCUUAACUUCGAGUGCGCCGUGGAGCGGGUCAUUGCUGGGACUGCCAAAAAGAGCCAGAUCCUGUCAAAGGAAGAACAGAAGGUGGUCGCGUUCCACGAGUCGGGCCACGCCCUGGUCGGCUGGCUGCUGGAGCACACCGAGGCCGUCAUGAAGGUCUCCAUCGCACCACGGACUAACGCGGCGCUGGGCUUCACUCAGAUGCUCCCGAGAGACCAGCACCUCUUCACCAAGGAGCAGCUGUUCGAGCGCAUGUGCAUGGCCUUGGGUGGCCGCGCAUCCGAAAACAUCUCCUUCAACAAGGUCACUUCUGGGGCUCAGGACGACCUGAGGAAGGUCACGCGCAUCGCCUACUCCAUGGUGAGGCAGUUUGGGAUGGCGCCGAGCAUCGGGCCUGUGUCCUUCCCGGAGGUGCAGGAGGGCCUCGCCGGCGUCGGCCAGCGCCCGUUCAGCCGUGGCCUGCAGGAAAUGAUGGACCACGAAGCAAAGCUGCUGGUGGCAAAGGCCUACAGGCACACGGAGCAGGUGCUGCAGGACAACCUGGACAAGCUGCAGGCGCUGGCGAAUGCCCUGCUGGAGAAGGAAGUGAUAAACUACGAGGAUAUCGAGGCCCUCAUCGGUCCACCCCCUCACGGGCCCAAGAAGAUGAUCGCGCCUCAGAGGUGGAGUGAGGCUGAGACGGAGAAGCAAGACCCAGGGGAGGAGGAGGCCCCUCAGCAGCCCCCACCUCCUUGACUGUGCCGCUGGGGACCUGGCCUUCCCGCCCUCCUGAGACCCGGUGAGACGGACGCCUCUGCACAGCCCUCACUGCUCUCUGAAUGGCCUCCGCGAUCUAUUUAUUGACGUCCCUCCCCGUGACUAGUAAACGUCUCUGCAGACGA